AUGAUAAGCAAUAAAAAAGUAGCAGUUAUUGGGGCAGGAUUGAGUGGAUUAUGUUUUUCAAAAUAUAUUAAUCAAAUUGGGGAUUUAGAACCAACAAUUUUUGAAAAAACCAAUGAUAUUGGAGGUGCUUGGUCAAAUUCAUCAAAUAGAAAAUCAUGGGAUAGUUUGAAGUUAAAUACAAAUCAAUUAUCAAUGUCAUUUUCAGAUUUUCUAUUUAAAAAUCAAUUCCCAAAUAAAGAAGAAAUUUUCCCAUCAAAUAAAACAUUUUAUGAAUAUUUAAAAAGUUUUGUUGAAAAUUUUGAAUUAAUAAAUUAUAUAAAAUUUAAUUCAAAUGUUAUUAAAAUUGAAAAGAAUGUGGUUGUAGAUGAAAAUGAAAGUAAUUGUAAAUGGAAAGUUGUAUGGGAAUUUAAUAAUAAUAAUAACAAUAAUCAAUCAAUAAUUUAUUCAGAAAUAUUUGAUUAUGUUGUUAUUUGUACUGGUGCAUUCUCAAAAAGUUCAACAAAGAAUGAUUUAGAGAUUAAAUUGAAACAAUUUAAAGGUGAUAUAAUACAUAGUGAAAAUUAUAGAAAUCCUGAAUUAUUAAAAGGAAAGAAAGUGCUUAUUGUCGGAUCAUCAUUUUCAGCAUGUGAAAUUGCAAAUGAUGUAUGUAAAGAAGUUUCAAAAUGUAUUCAAAUCGGUCAUGAAAAUUUCUAUGCAGUAAAUACAUUUUUACCAAAUGAAGAUGGUAAACAUAUACCUUGGGAUAUGUUAUUUUUCACUCGUAAAUCAAUUUAUGAAAAAAAUAAUAAUUAUAAAACUGAUCAAGAGUUAUGGGAAGUUUCAAAGAAAAUGUUAAUACAAAUUUGCCCAAAUCAAGAUUUAUCCAAAAAUCCAAAUUCUAAAAUACCAAUUAAAACAACACCUGAAAAUCAACCACCAAUUGGUUUUACAGUUUCAAGAAAUUAUUAUGAAAAUGUUGAAUCUGGUAAAAUUAUUACAUAUACAGGUGAUAAUUAUAAAAUCCACUCAGUAGAUGGUAAUUCAAUAACAUUUUCAAAUGAUAAAGGUGAGGUUAAUACUGUUGAUAAAAUUGAUUCAAUUAUUGUAUGUAGUGGAUACCAAAUAGAGUUCCCAUUUUUAGAAAAUGAUGUUUUGGAAGAUAUUUGUUAUGAUUCAAAAGAUCAGUUCUUGCCUAUGUGUAUUUAUGAACAUACUUUUCCAAGUAAGUUCAAAAGUAUUGCUUUUAUUGGUUGUGUUAAAGGAAUAUUCUUAACAGAAAUUGAAAUGUAUUGUCGUUGGGUUUCAUUAGUAUUUUCAGGUAAACUAGAAUAUCCAAAUGAUGAAAAAUUAAGUCAAGGUAAAAAUGAUAUUUUAAAAUUAAGAUCAGUCAGACCUCGUCCACAAUUCCCAAUUCUUGAUUGUGUUUAUCAUUGUGAUAAAAUUGCUAAAGAAAUUGGUUGUUUACCUGAUUUUGAAUCAAUUAAAAUCAAUGAUCCUGAAUUAUAUAAUAAAUUAUGGAAUGGAUUCUUUUGUCAAGCAUCAUAUAAUUUAAUUGGUCCUGGUUCAAAUCCAACAUUAGCAAAAGAAAUAAUAAAUAAUUAUUAUGAAAAUUAUCAACAAUUUAAAAAUUAA
Dictyostelium discoideum AX4 is the source of this 1611-nucleotide messenger RNA. Its product is annotated as flavin-containing monooxygenase. The record is from RefSeq and is a predicted model, not a curated record. Bases 1 to 1611 code for a protein of 536 amino acids. Gene Ontology annotation, molecular function: NADP binding; flavin adenine dinucleotide binding; N,N-dimethylaniline monooxygenase activity. NCBI's taxonomy places the organism in Eukaryota, Evosea, Eumycetozoa, Dictyosteliales, Dictyosteliaceae. The transcript is spliced from 2 exons.